Centruroides sculpturatus (bark scorpion) is the source of this 2448-nucleotide messenger RNA. RefSeq lists its product as uncharacterized. Lineage: Eukaryota; Metazoa; Arthropoda; Arachnida; Scorpiones; Buthidae. The record is from RefSeq and is a predicted model, not a curated record. The transcript has 4 exons. Bases 592 to 1323 code for a protein of 243 amino acids.
AUAAUCGUAUAAUUAACGCCGUUGUCCGUCCGACGUGUUUGGACACGUCCAUUUUUUAACGCUAGCGUUUAGUAAAGUAUUUUCUAGUAAAGGAAUAAAUUAAAAGCCAAAGUUUCUAGCAGAACUUGUCUUACAAGAAGCGAGGUGAUUAUUCUGCAGGGUCCUACUUGCCUGCAGGCGACGACGCCGCUCUCCAAGGCCACCCUAUCCGGGCCUGGAUGCGUCUUGUCAAUGACCCCCUAUUUACAAUGGACCUAUAACUGCGCUGCUGGUACGAUGCAGAUCUAUCGUCUUACACACACACAGAGCUGUCAGAUUGUUUUAUUUAACCAUCGAACGUUUUAUCCUUAUCUUAAAUUUAUUCGCAAAUAAAUGCGCAAAAAACAACAGGAUAUAAUCCCCGACGUCACACUUGUAAGGAGAGGGCGUUAAUAUUGACGGAAAGAAUUCUCCUGGGUUUAUAAUAUAAUAUUAAUAAUAAUAAUAAUAAAUUAAAAUUUAUUGGGUGUUUACCAAUCGUUUUAAUAUUAAUUAUUUAUAUUAUUAAAAAAUAAUUUUCGAGUGGCUCUGCUUAUAGGUGGCGUAUUGUUUAUGUCGGAUGUGGUUAAGACGGAUAUCGCUGUCAUGAUGGAAUAUUGCGGUUUGGACCCGUUUCCCGGCACUUCGACAACUUCGGCACCUCCGAACGAAGCCGAUAGUGGAUACGAACCGUCGCCGUCGAGUACCUCCGGGCCAAAUUCCAUGUUUAACUUCGAAGAAGAGGACAGUUGUAGCGAACCCGACGACAUGUUUAAUCUGCAUUCUCCCUCCGAAGACGACAGUGAUGAGGAUUUUCGAAGCCGCAUCGCGGGCCACUCGACCAGUUCGCCCAUACCCAUACCGUUUCCAGGUCGACAGAUGCUUCUAAGUAACUCUACACCCAGAUUAGGAUAUUCUAUAACUCAUUCGCCGUUUAGAAGAUUGUCGUGUCCGCAGAUUUUAAACACCGGACUGGUCAGGGUUAUGAGACACGUUUCUACGCAAACGUGCCCCGACCGAGAUCGGGAUGUAGUCGAUGACGAACCCAGGUUAGCGCCCGUCCGUGCUCCGUUACCAGAUGUUGUGCAACACAAUGGCAGUAGGUCUGGUCACGUGGAACGUGCAAGAUCGGCUUCUGUAUCUCUUCCUGUCGGUAGCUUGGAUACGUCUAACAUAGCAGUAUUUGGUCGGAGGCUGAGAAGACUUAGCGAUGACUUCGAGAGAAUGAGAUCGGCAUCGGGAUUAAGUCUUCUCUUCCAAGGUAGAUCGCGACGUUCGCGAUCUUACUCGCAGAGUGACACGUGACCCCCGGGAGUAGCCGAGUAGCAUGCCAAAGAAAUUUCCUGUUGGACUUUUGCUCAACCAAUAGAGAUAAAGUCACACCCAAUUACCUCACGCUCGAAAAUUGAUGUGACAGUAUUGCUCUUCUCGUACCUAGUCGAUUAUUAUAUAAUAUUGAGAGACCAAACAAUAUUUACGCGAACUUGGAGCAACGUAGUAUUUAUAUAAAGAAAUUCAGUAUUUUUGUUUUCUUUUUGAAGACAUAUUUGUACAUAAACGAAUUUUUUGCAGCCAUGGAAAAAAUAUACAAUUAUAUAUUAUAUUAUAUAUUUCACUAUUGAUCUCGUACCAUGUUGUGAUAUCCAUGUUUUUGUAGUCAAAGCUACUAACGUGAUAUAUUAGUUUUUUUCUACCUUUUUUCUAUUUUUUGUACAUACGUUUUUUGUAAUUCUAACCUUUUUUGUAUUCGCCGCAUUCUUAUUUUGUUUAAAAUUUAUAUUAUAAAUAAAUUUUUUCAAUUUUUGAACAAUUAAAAUGUGUGCAGAACUCGACCGAUACGUUGGCUUUCUCGGCAAUCUCGGAUGAUUCACUUCGAAAUAAGUUUAAAUUGUAAAUUUCAGCCACGGCCGAUACAAAUUCGAAAGGGUUCGUUACCGACAAAAGGGUUGAUAACUCAAUUAUCGAAAGUUUUGACACUAAUUACGGCUGUAUCGAAUUUUUAAAUUGUAGACGGUGGCUAGCGAGGCGCUAAUUCUUCGAUGGAAGCGUGUGAUGUCGUUAUCUGACAUCACUUCCGUUAUUAAUCUUCCGCCGUAACUUCCAACGAGAUCCGUAACAAUCGGGUAAAUCGUCUGUUAAAUGGAAAAUCUGCCUAAAGCAUUCUAAUUUACUUUAUCUACAAAAACAUCGUCACGCGAAAGAAGACUUCGGAACGUUGUUUACUCGGCUUGGGUUACCAGUGCCCAUUUUUUACUUGAAAAAUUCGGACGAGCUGGUAGAAACUUGGACAUAAUCCGUCGAAAAAUAAAAAUACUUGAAAAGCCUUACCGAUACAUUUUUCAUCAUUCAGAUUAUAUUUCGCUCUCGUUAUUGGUAAAAUUCAGACGGACCGCGUGACAGUAAUAUCGAUAACGCGCUAGAACAAUACAA